Racocetra persica is the source of this 167-nucleotide messenger RNA. The record is from the annotation of a GenBank genome assembly. NCBI's taxonomy places the organism in Eukaryota, Fungi, Glomeromycota, Glomeromycetes, Diversisporales, Gigasporaceae.
AUGUGUCUAGACAAAACUAUGCCAAAUUUAGCCUCUACAAUAGCUAAUUAUAGAAUGGAAAAAUUCUCAAACUUAAAUUGCAGUGAUUACUCCGGUGGCGCAUACGGAGGCGUAAGCGUACAAUGUAUUAAAAUGGGAAUAAUGACAUUGAUCUUCCAUAACGAUAA